AUGCUGAGACAAGCUACUCACCGGCACUCAGCGUAUGCGCUUUUUGGGCCGCGAUUUUACUGCACUUCAGGCUGUAAAGAUACCGUUGCAAGUGUAUCGCACAAUGUAUCUGGCAAACAGCAACUCUACAUAACUGAUCCCAUCUCUCCUGGCUCGAUAUUCUUCCUGCCAAAUGGUGCAAAAAUAUUCAACAAGCUGGUGAAUUUCAUGAAGCUGCAACAACAACAUAAGUUCGGUUUCCAAGAGGUAUUGUCACCUCUGAUAUAUCGAAAAUCGUUGUGGGAGCGCUCUGGCCACUGGGAUAACUAUAAAGAAGACAUGUUUCGUGUGGAGGGCCAAGAUCUGGCCAAGGAAGAGUACGGACUGAAACCAAUGAACUGUCCUGGUCACUGCAUGAUCUUCAAAAGCGUGUCCAGAUCGUACAGCGAGCUCCCGCUUCGAUUUUCCGACUUUUCACCAUUGCAUCGUAACGAAGCGUCGGGAGCACUCUCAGGGCUAACAAGAGUUAGAAAAUUUCACCAGGAUGAUGGCCACAUUUUCUGUACGCCUUCACAGGUCGAAUCGGAAAUUAAACAAUCUCUGGAAUUGGUGGACCUUUGCUACUCCAAGAUUUUCCGGAUGGGACCAGACGGCUCUCCCACUGCUUACUCCCUGCGGCUCUCUACCAGACCUGAGCAUUACAUCGGGAGCCUGGAGGCGUGGGAUAAAGCAGAAUCGGUUCUGAGAGGAAUUCUCGAGGACUCUGGCAAAAAAUGGACUGUCAACGAAGGCGACGGUGCGUUCUACGGUCCCAAAAUUGACGUUAUUCUAAGCGACCAUCGCGGCAAAGCUCACCAGGUCGCCACGAUACAGUUGGACUUUAACCUUCCAGAAAGGUUUGAUCUAAAAUUCAAAGACAAAGACAACACUUAUAAAAGACCGAUUAUGAUCCACAGGGCCGUAUUUGGGUCGUUGGAAAGAUUCAUGGCUAUGCUCAUCGAUUCCAAUGGCGGAAAAUGGCCGUUUUGGCUAAAUCCUCAUCAAUGCAUGGUGAUUCCCUUGAACACUAAAGAUGAAGUUAUGGUGCAGAAGGCAAAAGAGAUCGCCACUGCUCUGAGAGGAGAAAAUGUGGCAAAAACAGAACCUGUGAAAUUGAACUCACUUCACUUCAGUGUCGACAUCGAUGACCGAGCCGAGCCGGUCGGAUACAGAAUCAAGGAUGCCAUCCUGAAAAAUUACUCCUAUCUGGUGAUGGUGGGUGCAAAAGAAAUUGAGUCCGGGAAAUACGCGAUCAGAUCUCAAGAAUCAAGAGAGCUAGACCACCUUUCUGUUGAUCAGAUUUUGGAAAAAUUCCAAAAACUUGAAGAAAACUACCUAUAG
Molecule: messenger RNA, 1359 nt
Organism: Lachancea meyersii CBS 8951
Lineage: Eukaryota; Fungi; Ascomycota; Saccharomycetes; Saccharomycetales; Saccharomycetaceae
Source: the annotation of a GenBank genome assembly